UUGUUUGAAUUUAGAUGGACCGAUCGUGGUACCUACAAACGACAUGCAAUCACUAACAAAGAUGAUCAUCGUUAUCGUGAACAACUCGACAAGGCCGAUUAUCUCGUUGAAAAGCAUAAAUAUCGAGAAGCGUUCGAGAUCUUCGAGGAAAUCUUAAAUCGCAAUCCGGACAGUCCAAGAGCACAUUUUGGUCGCGCAAGAGCGUUUGAUAUUCGAGGAGAGAUGGAAUCAAAUAAGUUUUACUUAGAUCUCGCGAUUAAUGAAUACCAAGAAGUUUUGGAUAUCGACGAUACCCCCGAUGCUUUAUUUCGGCAAGCAGCUUAUCGCUUAAUCGACAGGGCACGAUUCCGCAAUUCACUUCAUAAGGCACUUCAAGCGCAACGAUCAUUAAUCGACCGCUAUCCGGAUGAUUUGCAAUUGCAAAAUGAUUUUGCACUUACAUUUUUGAUGAUGAACAGAAACGAGGAUGCAUUAAAAGUCUUUCAAAAUGUUCUGAAAAUUCAACCAAAUAAUGCUGUAGCGCAAGCAUAUUACGGUUAUAUUAUUAAACUCAACGGUGAUUUAGAAAAUGGGGUGCUGCAUAUGCGAAAAGGAUUAAAGGCAGCCCGACACCUUAUCGCCGAUCCUAAAUUUUAUUAUCACUUUGGUGAUGCUCUUACAAAACUUGGAAGAAAAAAGGACGCAUUUGAAGUAUAUAGCAUUGGAGCAAAAGUUGGUUUAUUCCUCUCCCCUUAUCAAAGAUCUCUUUAUAACUAUGACGGCUUAACUGCCAGGCCAUGGUGGUCAAUUGAUCAAACUACUUAUGCUAAAUAUUUGAAGCAUAUCGAAAGACAAUGGACAAUUAUACGCGAAGAGGCAGUUCGGCUAUUAGAAUCGAAUCCAGAAUCAUUCAUUGCUGAGAAUAAGGAAUUAACUAUCGGAGGAACGUGGUCGGCUUAUUAUAUUUAUCGUGUCGGAUCUUGGGAACGAGAAAAUUGCCUGAAAAUUCCAAAAACAUGUGAAUUAGUGCGUCGUUUCAAAGAAGAGUCAAAUGCUACAAAAAAUGAGAUGAAAAUUUCGUUGUUAACAAGUGGAACUCGAGUUUGGCCAUACUGUGGUUAUUCUAAUAGCCGACUUCGCGCUCAACUAGGACUAGUUGUACCUUCAGAUGCCCGUAUACGUGUUGCUGAUGAAACACGAGGUUGGAAAACGGGAAAAUUCAUUGUAUUCGACGAUUCUUUUGAGCAUGAACUAUGGUUUGUCGGUGCUUCACAGAAAAAGUAUCGCCUUAUAUUGGAAAUAGAUCUUUGGCAUCCUGAGAUAGAACCAUCUCGAAGGAUUACUUUAGAUGGCUUUUGA
This is a messenger RNA of Dracunculus medinensis (Guinea worm), 1338 nucleotides long. NCBI's taxonomy places the organism in Eukaryota, Metazoa, Nematoda, Chromadorea, Rhabditida, Dracunculidae. The record is from the annotation of a GenBank genome assembly.